This is a messenger RNA of Priapulus caudatus, 3851 nucleotides long. RefSeq names its product protein unc-93 homolog A-like. Gene Ontology annotation, molecular function: potassium channel regulator activity. Gene Ontology annotation, cellular component: plasma membrane; striated muscle dense body. Gene Ontology annotation, biological process: regulation of muscle contraction; regulation of potassium ion transport. Lineage: Eukaryota; Metazoa; Priapulida; Priapulimorpha; Priapulimorphida; Priapulidae. The coding region runs from base 1 to 1995 and encodes 664 amino acids. The transcript has 3 exons. The record is from RefSeq and is a predicted model, not a curated record.
AUGUCCAAUCAAAAACUGUCGACGUUGGAGCGGGUUUACCCGCCGCGUCGCUACAGCGUCAUCGAAAUCGCGACCCCUGGCGGCGGCAUGAGUCACUGCGGCAGCGACUCGCGUAAGUCGAGCAACUGCAGCGGCGACGGUCGGCGACUGUCGGUGCUCGACGCGCUGCAUGGAGCGCCGCACCGCAUCAGCAACGCCGCCGACCUGCACUACCCGCCGAAGCGGCGACCGAGCAGCAUCGACCACGUCAUCCGUCUGUCGCCGCGUCGCGCCAGCGCCGUACAGCGCACGUCGCUCAUCGAGUCGAUCGAGGAGUCGCCGCAGUCGUCGCCACGCUCGUCGACGUGCGGCAGCGGCUCGAACCGCGUCAGCGUCCGACUCGACGGCCGCCUGCAGGUGCCGACCGCGCACGACUUCCAGUCGAUCGACCUUCACCUUGACCUUGGCGACCUGAAGCGCGGCCGCUCGCUGUCGUGCUACGGCGCCUACCUGCCGCACAAGAUCACCGUCACGGGCGACACGAUACAGAUCCACCAGCGCGAGCCGGACGGCGGCGGCGGCGGCAAGCAGCAGCGAAGCUCGUGGUCGCAGCAGCUGCGGCAGAUGAAAAACCUCAUCGUGCUCGCAGUCGCUUACAUGCUCGUUUUCGUCGGCUUCAGCGGGCUGCGCUCGCUGCAGAGCGUGCUCGCGCUUACCGACCGCGGCGACGUCGGCCUCCUGUCGCUGUGCACGCUCUACGCGACCAUGUGUCUCACGGGCGUCUUUAGCUCAGCGCUGACCAACCGCCUGACGCCCAAGUGGACGGUGGUCAUCGCCUUUGUGCUGUACAGCGUUUACUUCGCCGCGAAUCUGCACCCGCGGCUCUACACACUCGUACCGGCUUCGGUGCUCGCUGGCGCCAUGUCUGGCCCGCUGUGGAACGCGCAGACGCUCUAUCUGUACGCGACGUCGCGCAAGUACGCCUUCCUCACCGAGGAGCUCACGGAACGCAUUCUUAACCGCUUCAACCGCCUAUUCGGCGCCAUCUUCCACUGUAGCGCCAUCGUCGGCAAUGCCGUCGCGCUCGUCGUCUACCGCAGCAGCCGACGUCUGCGCGCGCCCGUCGCCGGCGCCGAGCCGACGAAUGGCACGUGGGCGGGCGCCUGGGAGGAGGAGCGAAACACGACGAGCUGCAGUGCGCAGGCGUGCGUCGCUCGUAACGCGACGGCGGCGGCGUCCGGCGGCGGCGGCACGUACGUGGUGCAGUACGCCGGUCAGCAGCUGGACAGUUGUCUGCUGCUGACCAGCGUCUACAUCGGCUGCGGCCUGCUGGGCGUCGCUCUCAGCACGGCGCUACUCGACAGACUCGAACCGAGCAUGCGCGAAUCGCCGAGCCGGAAGUCGUGCGUGCGCUUGACGCUGCGCAUGCUCAAGGCUCUGCAGGACGGACGCGUGCUGUGUCUGGCUCUCCUCAUCGUCUUCACGGGGAUGGAGCAAGCGUUUAUCUUCGCCGACUUCACCAGGGCGUACGUCUUCUGCACGCUCGCCAUCACCGACGUCAGCCAGACGAUGAUCUGCUACGGCAUGACGGCCGUCGUCUCCGUGGUGACGAUCAGUCACGUGACGAAGCACAUCAACCGGCUGGCAAUCCUCGGUGCGGGCCUCGUCUUCCAGAUGUGCCUGCUCAUGGUGCUCUGGCUGUGGAAGCCAGCGCGCGACGACCAACCCGUCUUCUAUGUGCUCGCCGCCGGAUGGGCGCUAUGUGACGUCAUCUGGAACUCGCAGAUUUACAACCUCAUAGCGCUGCUUAUGGGCGACAUGUACGAGUACGCCUACAACGCCCUCUACAUGCUCCAGGCGCUCGGCAUGGCCAUCGCCUUCGGCUACAGCAGCUACCUAUGCGAAGAGCUGAAGAUCUACAUGAUGACGGGCAUGCUCGGGGCCGGCCUCUUCUUCUACAGCAUCAUCGAGCUCAGAAUUCAGAAACUGAAGCGGGAUUACGUCACGACGUUCUAAUCGCACCCGGCUACAACCUUGACGCGACCUCUAGCGGCCGUCUGGAGCAUCCCGAUCGUGCCCGGUCGCAGCUGACGUAGAUAUCUACUACAUAAACAGUAUAUUUCACAUAUACUGCGUAAUUAUAGUCGAUUUUUGUCGCGGCCGAUACGUCAGCGGUGACGCGUGCUGUCAUCUGGUGGCUUGUUAACGGCCGACCGCACUCCCCGGCUGAUAGAGACAAGUUCGCAACCUGGGAAUUUUCCCCGCUGGGAGUUCUCGACCAGAAUUAUUUCGGCGUCCUAUUGCCGUCAAUCUUAUCUUCGUUAGGGAAGAUAUCGGAUGUCGUAUUACGGUAUUCGCACACCAAUCGUCGCGUGAGAAUUCUAGCGUCUGCUGAUGGCGUUUCGUUAGGGUUUGCCUUUGCAUAGCAGCGGACUGAGGAAGCGUUGUGUAUCUUUCACUACUGCCGACUUUUUCUUACACGCUCACUUCCUUUAUCCUCUCACAUUAUCCUCCUAUAUAACUGUCUAUCUAUCUACCUCUUUCGCUCACUCCCUCUUCUUCUCUCUACUUGUCUAACCCGGUCCUUGUCUCGCUCUUUCAAUCUCCCUCUAUCUGUUUCCUUAUGCUGCUUUCUUCUCGCUCGCCCACACAUCUCUCCGUCUAUAUGUUGCUCUACUGCGCUCCCCCUCUCUCUUUCACACUUGAAAGUUACGAUUUGACACGCGUAAUUCGAAAAUUGAAUUUAGCGGAGCGGGAGUAGAUCCCUGGAUAAAACCCAACGGCGUGGAAAUCCUAACCUCCCCCCCUCCUUCUGUCACGCACGCUUCUUAGCCACCUGGCUUCCGACUUCUGAAAUUCGUCGCGGUCGGGAGAACGCGGCCCCGACAGUCGGUUUUCUCGAGCUGUACUAGCGUGCGGGACUAAGACCUGCCUGCUUAGCGUCGUUCGCUCGGCGGCAUUACAAGCUUGAGUCGCCGCGUAACUUAGACGCGCUCGACUGAUAACAGCGUCUUCGUGAUUGAGGCGCUUAGCGGUGCGUGCAAACGACGAACACCGAGAUAGAGAGCGAGAGGGAGAGAAGAGAGAGACUGAGGGAGGGAGAGCGAACGAGGAAAGCAUGAGAGCGACAGAGAGAGAGAGAGAGAGAGAAAGAAAGAAAGAGAAGAGAGAGAGAGGGAAAAGGGGUAUUUGAUAGAGAAAAACAGGCAGAAAGAAUGAUGGAGAAAAAGUGGAAGAAAGAGAGAGCGAGGGAAAGAGAGAAAUUAAUAUUUUGGAAUGCCCUCGUCUAUGGUUGGAAAACACUAAUGAAUCCUGUAUUUUAAUCGUAUACGAUUUCCCUACACCUUAUAUAUAUGACUUUUUCCCUGCCUCUGGCAGGAUUCGCAGAUUUUUCCAAUACCAUUCCUCUGUGUAGUCGUUGUUUUCAUAUGUUAAACACAAAUUCAAUGUAUAUCUAAAUGUUGGUUGCAUAGGUUAAUAUUUAAGUCUCAAACAGUUAUUCUCAUUCAAUUAGUACCUGUAUGUUGCUAUGUGCGAGGCUAGAACUAAUGCUGUGACAACGAUUGUGGUAAAAUGUUGGGAAUUCAAAUUUGCUCGUAUUAUUAUGGAGUGCAAGUCUGGAACUAUACGUCACCUGCGUGCGAGUUAUUUAGCUGUUGCUUCCGAAUGUAAAUAUAUAUGUAUAUAUAUAUAUGUAAUACCCAAUACCUUCCCUUUAUAUAUAAUCUAUACACGAUUGAUCUGCAGAAGAUGUGCAGAACGUCGCAGUGCAAUUAUAUGGUACAUCACUGUUUAUUUUACACAUGUUCAUCAACAACUUACACAAAUACAGUGAUUACAAAUAAAACUGCUUUAAUAUUUAUCUGGAUAAA